ACCGUCGAACGACUGCGCGUUCGAAAAUAGAUCGCAAUCACAUGAUAUUUUUUGCCGAUUAAAUUAGGUUACAAAAUCAGCAGUUUGUAUGAACAAUGCAACAAAUAAGUAUUCAUUUUUGUUACAUAAUAUCGUUGAGGAUUUACAACUUCACCUGCGGCUAGCGAUAUUUCAAUAAGCAACAGGGAGAAAGUAGCACAGUUUGUCAAAAAUUGUCGGUCUGCGGAAGGGUGGGGGAAUGACGCGCAAGGGACAAGGGAGGCUCGACCGAGGACUCAACGACGAUCACCAUUCACCGGACUCCGGAGACCGCCAUUUUGCUGUUCUUGUACGCUUGUCGAUCAGAUCAACUGAUCAUCAGAGUGCGUUUGGUUAAGAAUUAACCAUUUUAUUAGUUGUUUGUCAGUGAUUUACCGGUUUCGUCAGCGUUGAUGAUUGGGAUUCCGCGUGACGAUCGACACAAAAUAACGGUGAAAAUCCGAAAUAAUAUGAAACGGAGUUCGAGCCGGGAUACACCACCGCCCCGUGUCAAGCGGUCGAGAUCCUCCAUGGGAAGGUAUGACGACUCGAGCGACGAACGGAUUACUCCGGAGAGGAUUAGACGGCGUAGUAGAGGUGCUCGGAGUCCGAGCCCUCCGAGAGCCUCAUCUCAUGCUAGAUACGUUGAGUCAAGUUCUCACAGGGAUGAGUAUUUGCGGGCACCUCGAGAAAUUCCACCAGAACGCCCAUAUAGUUACAAGGUUCUUUGUGUGAGUUCGAUACAUCCGAAGGCAAGUGAAGAAGUGAUUAAAGAUACUCUCUACCGGGAGUACAAAAAGUUUGGUGACUUCUCGAUAAGAAUCUCGCACGAACUUGACGAAAGAGUCGCCUACGUUUGCUUCAGAAGCUCUGAGGAUGCAAGAGAUGCGAAACAUGCUAAGCCCCGAAUCAUUUUAUAUGAUAAAGUUGCUAUGGUAGAACCUGUUUACGAACGACCGGAAUCUUAUAGAAGACCGAGAUCUAUUACCCCACCUGACUACGAACGAUAUUAUGCCAGAUCACCAGGACCCACUGAAAGACAUAGACCAGUUGAGAGAUAUGAACGAGUUUAUGGACCACCGGUUGGAGUUCCACCUCACAGAGAGCUUAGAAGAGAGACGAUUCCUCCUCCUCAUCAUGAAUUUGUUCGACCACCUCUACAUCAUGGACCCCCGCAUGUUCAUCCUGGUCCACCACAUCAUUAUGGACCUCCCAGGCACAUGAUGAUUCGUCAUCCUGCUCACAGUUUUGAGAGAAUUGAGAACAAAAAGGACAAGUUUCCAAACUAUCUGCAUCAUGUUUCACCCGAAGAUGAUCCAUUGGCUACUAGAACGUUAUUUGCUGGUAAUUUGGAGAUCAAUAUAUCUGAAGAAGAACUGAGACGGAUAUUUAGCAAGUAUGGAAUUGUGGACGACAUUGAUAUCAAAAGGCCACCACCAGGAACAGGAAACGCUUAUGCGUUCGUAAGAUUUCAAACCUUGGACAUGGCACAUAGAUGCAAGGUCGAAUUAUCUGGUCAGUACAUUGGGAAAUUUCAAUGCAAAAUUGGAUAUGGCAAAGCAACUCCAACUACUCGGAUUUGGGUUGGCGGGCUUGGUCCGUGGACUUCGAUUCCACAGUUAGAACGAGAAUUCGAUCGCUUUGGAGCAAUAAAAAAAAUUGAUUACAUCAAAGGUGACAGUAAUGCAUAUAUUCUGUAUGACUCUAUCGAUGCUGCUCAGGCUGCUGUUAAAGAAAUGCGAGGAUUCCCACUUGGUGGUCCAGACCGAAGACUAAGAGUCGAUUUUGCUGAUGUUACUCCAGGGUUUGGAUUUAAACCAAGACCUUAUCCAGAAGACGCAGCAGAAUUCCGACCCAGACCCAUGGAGUACGAAUCUCCUUAUGAUCCCUAUACACCGGAAGCUGAAUUCACUUAUGCUCCACGGGGAUUCAGAGGUCGCGGAAGUGCCCCAUGGCAUGAUAGAAGAGGUGCGGGAAGAGGGGGAUAUCGCGGAGCUACAUAUAUCGAAGGCUAUGUGAAGGAAGAACCCGAAUGGCCGAGUCGACGACCUCCUCCUGAAAUAGAUUAUGAAUCACCAAGAGGUCUAAAGCGAUCUCUGUCUCGCGAACCAGGUGUAGAUCGAUCCAGAUCUCGUUCUCCCAGGCGAAGACCGGUUGAUUCUGAUUCUGAUUCUGAAACUGCUAGAACGGGAAUGUUGUCAACCUCUAGAACGCUUCCAGAAGUUGCGAGAAAGUCUAUAGCUGUCUGGCAGGGAGCAUUGAUACUAAAAAAUUCUUUGUUUCCAGCUAAGUUUCAUCUUACGGAUGGGGAUACUGAAAUUAUAGAUGCGCUAAUGAAGGAUGAGGAUGGGAAACAUAUGCUCAGAAUAACGCAACGUUUGCGUUUAGAUCAGCCUAAGUUAGAUGAUGUCUCUAAACGUAUCCAGACUUCCAGUUCUCACGCGAUAUUUUUAGGGCUUGCAGGAUCUAGCGCCGCCAUCACAAACGAUGAUGCAAAUGUCCAGACUCGGCCGUUGCGGAACUUAGUGUCGUACCUGAAGCAGAAAGAAGCUGCAGGAGUUAUAUCUCUAUUAAAUAAGGAUACGGAAGGAACAGGAGUCUUGUAUGCCUUUCCUCCAUGCGCUUUCUCUACAGAACUCUUGAAAAGAACUUGUCCAAGCCUCAGUGAUGAGGGUUUAAAAGAGGAUCACUUAGUUAUCGUUGUGGUGAAGGGCGGCAGUGCCUAAGUUAUGCUUCUUAAGGUUUAUUCAAGGUAAACGUGCUGAAUAUUACGAUAUUAUAUUUAUAAGUUAAAAAAUUUGGCUGAUUUUUCGAAUUGCUAAUUGAAUAUGGUAGAAAUAUUGUCUUAUAAUUUGUGUACAGUUCAUAAAUAAUUUACAGUGCAUUAAUCAUAUCAGCAUGAGCGACUAUACUGCAUUUUCUUUGAUAUUAUCUAUUUUUGUUUUUAGUACAUCAUUGUUAUACAAUCGUUUUCUUCUAUGAGUACUGACUAUCAAAGUGCAAAUUGUACAGUUUUGUGAUCUGCAAGUCCAAAUUCAGACAAAACAAUUUUCAGAAUCAGCCAAGAUACAUAAUUUGAUGACACAAUGUGUGCGGAACGUUGUACAAGAACGUAGUAACGAAUUACCAGGUCAUAUUAUGUUGAUUCUAAUGUAGAUGACUGCCGGUGUCAGAAUACUUGAAAAUUCUGGUGAUUUUACUGAGUACAUGUACUAAAAAUGAAGAUAAUUUGCCAUUAACAAAUUAUAGAUUUAGCUCCACCAUAUGAGUGUGCUGCUAACAAAAUGGUAAACAGAAUCUUAUAUAGUUCUUCCUCAACAUGGAUCCAUAAGUGAGAGAAUUAAUUUUAUCAUGUAAUAUGAUUUUGGUAACGUUCUCUUUACUAAGUUCGAAUCUGGCUCCUAAAAGUUUCACCAUUAUGACUUGUGGUGUAAUGGUAAAUGAUGAAUGAUAACUGCUUAUUGUAAUUAUGAAAAAGCUAUUGGAUUUAGUAUAUAUAGUUGACACAGGCAUACAAAUAAUUUUAACGUCAAACAGGCACUAUCAUGUACACGGUUCUUUCACAUUUGAGAUGGUACGUAUUUUGAAGUACGUUGAUGUAUUAAGAUUCUCUACCUAUGCAUACGGAAUAUAUAUAUACAUUGACACACAUGUAUAUAUAUAUAUAUAUAUCCUCAUACAUAAAUAUAUUCAAAGAUGAAAUAAAUAUUUACUCGUAGAUAUAAAUAGAAAGUAUGUUUAAGACAAAAAUUUUCAAGUAAUAUGUCUGCAAACUUUGGCAAACCAAAAAAAUGGUUAGAUUUACUUUGCUAUACAUUGUCACAACUCAUUUAUUGCUUUUAUGAUUAUUUUAACUAAUUGUGAAGUGCGAAAGAACUGGUCUCAAAUCUAUAGAUUGUUGUAUAAGAUCAAAAAUUCAGAUUAGAGUUACAUCAGGUAAUAGAAUUUCAAUUUUCAGUUAAUAUUUUGUAUUAAUAUAAUUAGAUGCGUAAUAUUUAAGUGCUUGUGCUAUAAAUUAUCUGUGAAUGAUAUUUAAUUUCGUUAACAUGGACAGUGUUCGAGUGUUGCUCCGUGAUGAAAGGAACAGAAAAAAUCGAUCACAUAAAACUAAAAAUUCUUUGAUUAAUUUCGGUAAAUGUUUUGUAACUUAUUAAGAAAUCUAGUGGAGCUGUACUAAAGGACUGUGUUCUUGGUGGUAUUAAAAAAAAAAUCUUGAAUUGUGUACAGUGAUGUAAAACAGUGCUUGUGUUCUCGCCUCCGAGGGUGAAUUAUUAAAGGUAUGAGAGUAAUCUCCAGGGUAGGUCGAUGCUUCGAGAACCCGGGAGAUGACGAAAAGCCAAGGCACACUCGGAGGCGAAAUAAGGUGCGGUGGUAAAGUGUACCUGGUGUUGCAACAAAAUGAAAUAAGAAAAGAAAAAAGGAAAACAAAUAGAGCCGAUUGCAGACAAAACUGUUGAUUGUGUUUAAUUUCUUAGCUGUAUAGCACAAAAUGCCUAUCUGUCGAGUUGGAAUUGGAAAAUGAGUUUGGUUCGUUAGUGAUUGAAAACUUAACUAGUAGCUGAGUUGUCUCUGUGAUUAUUCAUUCAACUGACUAAAAAUGAAAAUUUUCGAAUCCAUUUUAGAAUAUUAAAUUUUAAAAUGCAGUUCCAAAAAAAAUUUGACAAUAAUUCGGUACUAAAAUAACGCAUGCUAGUGUCUAGAGAGAAACAAUUUUUUUUCAAUUUCUUCUGCAAUUUUUCUUUGGUAUUUUUUCAAUUUAAGUUAAGUGGUCGUGAAGUUGGUGCUGUGGUUCGUAAUUCGAUACUGUUUCCAAUACAUUGAUAUUAUUCCUAAUGCAUUGAGAAAGAAAGGAUGAGAAAAAUGGAAAAAAAUAUCAGUUUUAGUAGAAAAUGAUUAUUCUAGUGUUCUUCAGUGGCUACUCAUGUGCCAGUUUAUUUCAUGUUACAAUUAAUCAUUGCAAAAGAUUGGUUUUAAGCGAAAUUGCGACAAUCCAGAGAUAACUGUGUUAGUGAUUAUGUGGUCUGUGAUAUUUAUCGAUAAUAAUUUAAAGAAGUUUUCAUUUCAAAGAAGAAAGUUUAACAUAGACUGGCUUUCUGAAGAUUGUACUAACUUCAAGGUUUGGAUUGCAAGAAUCCUAGGUGCCAAGUUCUACUAAAAAAAGAAAUACACUUUCCCAAGUUCCCUUUCAGUCAUUUAUGCAUAUACAGUGAAAUGAUAAGCCCACUGUUCAGGAAGUACGCUUUUAUCCCUAUAACAUGUAUAUCAGCAGUAAUGAACAAAGGAGAGAGAAACCAAAGAUUGACACUACUUGUAUAGUUCAUCGUCAUAUCUGCGCAGUUAUUGUUCAAAGAAAAGUUCAGUGAAAUUUAUUUUGAAGUUGAAAAGAUGAAGUCUAAUUAAAAUUUGCAUGCCGCUAUUGCUGCCUCUACCGCAUUAGUGAAAGUGAGUUGUUCGGUGGUUCUUUGGUUCAAUAGCGAAUUUGUGAGGUGUUUUUGCAGAUCAUCCAUUCCUAUGGUCUGUGCUUAGUAUCCAGCUUUGGAUACGUAUUGGUUCAACCAAGUUACAAUCAAUGGUAAGUUUCGUCGGGAGGAAUUCUUUUUGUUUCAGAAACUCUGAUCUAUUGCUGCAAGAACCAAAGAGAAACUUUGGUCCUACUCCCAUCGCAAAUUGCGGAAAAGCAGAGGAUUAUACGUGACUGCUGCUGAUGACACCGAUGUAUUUUUAAUCAUGAAUAAACAAAUAUUUAUAUAA
Messenger RNA from Athalia rosae (coleseed sawfly), 5769 nucleotides. RefSeq names its product RNA-binding protein spenito (gene nito). The record is from RefSeq and is a predicted model, not a curated record. Gene Ontology annotation, molecular function: mRNA binding. NCBI's taxonomy places the organism in Eukaryota, Metazoa, Arthropoda, Insecta, Hymenoptera, Athaliidae. The coding region runs from base 432 to 2744 and encodes 770 amino acids. The transcript has 2 exons. Gene Ontology annotation, biological process: regulation of alternative mRNA splicing, via spliceosome. Gene Ontology annotation, cellular component: nucleus.